This is a messenger RNA of Radiomyces spectabilis, 492 nucleotides long. RefSeq lists its product as uncharacterized. NCBI's taxonomy places the organism in Eukaryota, Fungi, Mucoromycota, Mucoromycetes, Mucorales, Radiomycetaceae. The record is from RefSeq and is a predicted model, not a curated record. The transcript has a single exon. Bases 55 to 330 code for a protein of 91 amino acids.
GAUCUUUAUACGCUGACUGUGGAGUUCGGAGCCUCCAGAGAAUUUUUUGGACGGAUGGUGAAAAUCAUCAACAAUUAUACGGAUGGUCUGCUCUCACUGCUGUUAAGCUACCAUUGUUCACGAAAUGCUCUUCGGCGUUCAUAUCCUAUCCAGCCGAAGAUAUAUGACGUCUGCCGCAAUGGCUGCAAGAUGUAUCAGGCUGGUGAGGACAGUCUUGCGUGUACGCACUGUCAGGAACCCCGGUUCAAAGCUGAUUUGUGCACUCCAGCAAUGACAAUGCAGCAAUUGUCCUUGAAAGAGCAGCUUGCACUUUUGAUCAGUGAUGAUUAAACGCAUAAUUUGCUUUGGUACAGAUCUAGCAGAGAGUCAUCGCCAUCCGUGAUGAAAGAUAUUUUUGAUGAAAAUGUAUACAAGGAGAUGAAGAACUUGAUGUUUGAAAACGAACUGGAUCUGGCGCUUGGACUGUAUACAGACGACUUUCAGCCGUUCAAG